Molecule: messenger RNA, 854 nt
Organism: Kockovaella imperatae
Lineage: Eukaryota; Fungi; Basidiomycota; Tremellomycetes; Tremellales; Cuniculitremaceae
Product: peptide methionine sulfoxide reductase MsrA
Exons: 7
Coding region: 193-834 (213 amino acids)
Molecular function (GO): peptide-methionine (S)-S-oxide reductase activity
Source: RefSeq, a predicted model, not a curated record
UGAUCAUCGGUCUGCUUACUCCAUCAACUCGAUAUAUCGACACAGGUCCCGACUACACUUCGAGGCUUGCUACUGAGACUCUUGAAAGGGAAAGAGCAAUAAAGUCGUCGUCCCAUCAUACGCCCUCUUACUGUCCUCUCACUUUCUAUCGCAUUCAUAACCUUCCUGAUCUUCUCCAAGGACGACAAGUUUAUGGCUUCAUCGAUCCGAUCUCUGUUUGGUAAACUCGCUCAACCAACUGGAAAGAUGGUAAAGACUAAGACACCUCCUCCGCCGACAGUUCCAACGGCUAUAAAGGCAAGGGAAGAGGCUGAAAAGGCUGGACCAGGAGAAGGUCUCGAAUCGGCAGUCUUCACCGCCGGAUGCUUUUGGGGCACAGAACACCUGUUCAACCAAUAUUACUCCACUUUACCAGGAUACAAGAUAGUCAGCGGGUAUGCCGGAGGAGACGUCCCGAAUCCAUCUUAUCGACAAGUCUGUAUGGGCGGAACGGGUCACGCAGAAGGUGUCCAAGUGACUUAUCAAAAGGGAGCUGUAGGGUACGGUGAACUCGUAGAGUUCUUCUACAGGACACAUGACCCGACUCAAGCUGGAGGUCAAGGUCCUGAUCGCGGAGAUCAUUACAGGAGCGGUAUCUUUUUCAACUCGAAAGAACAGGAAGAAAUCGCCAAGCAAGUGACGAAAGAAGUCCAGGAGAAGUAUUUUAAAGGCAAGACAAUCGUCACCGAGAUCACUCAGCUCAAGAAAUUCUAUUCUGCGGAAGACUACCAUCAGCAGUAUCUGGACAAGAACCCAUGGGGUUACGAAUGUCCAACGCAUUUCAUGCACUGGUAAAUGGAAUUUCAAGGAUGAGA